This is a messenger RNA of Serpula lacrymans var. lacrymans S7.9, 1145 nucleotides long. RefSeq lists its product as uncharacterized. The annotation marks the transcript as partial. The transcript has 6 exons. NCBI's taxonomy places the organism in Eukaryota, Fungi, Basidiomycota, Agaricomycetes, Boletales, Serpulaceae. Gene Ontology annotation, cellular component: alpha DNA polymerase:primase complex. Gene Ontology annotation, biological process: DNA replication; DNA replication initiation. Gene Ontology annotation, molecular function: DNA binding. The record is from RefSeq and is a predicted model, not a curated record.
GAUGGGUUCUGGUACAAGAAUCCCCAUUCGCUUCCAAGGAACCAAAAUCCGCGGCGGACCCAAGGGUGUAGGGGGGAUGGGACUAUUUCCUGGCGCCAUUAUUGCAGCUCGUGGUAAAAACGGAGGUGGUGGAUGUUUUGUAGUGGAGGAGUUACUCACCCUCCCUCGCUUGAAACCGCCGCCGUUACCUUUGGGGAACGCGGAUUCAUCCUUAUCCAUGUGCAUAGCAUGUGGACCAUUUACGCCCGAUACUGAUCUUGAAUAUCAACCAUUCCAUCAAUUAAUUCACACCUUGAAGUCGACCAAACCAGCUAUUGUAUUGCUCAUAGGGCCUUUUAUUGACUCUGCUCACCCAUACAUAAGAGAUGGUGAAGUAGACCGGACUCCAAAGGAAAUGUUUCAAACCCUCAUACUAAAUCUGCACGACUUUCUGAAAAUAUCUGGAACUAGCAACGUUUUAAUGGUUCCUAGCAUCCGGGAUAUUAUCAGCGACCACAACGUGUUCCCACAAUCUGAGCUUGAUGAAAAACUUAAAAAUCUUGAAAAUAUCGAUAACCCUGAAAAACUUGAAAUCUUUGAAAAUCCCGGAAACCGUAAAAAUCACCCUCGAAUUCACUUCCUAUCAAAUCCUUGUCGAUUCUCCCUAAAUGGUAUUUCAUUUGCAGUCAGCAGUGUCGAUGUUUUAUUCCAUCUUCGAAAAAACGAACUUUUCAAGCGUGGGGCGGAGGUCGAUCCUCAGUCAUCCUCUGUCCUUUCUGCCAAUGAUCCUAUGUCAAAUUUGUGUCGACAUAUACUACAGCAAAGAAGUUUCUAUCCAAUUUUUCCCGUUCCGCUUGAUCUAACAGAUGAAGUUAAUCUUGACGUCUCGCAUUCUGAAGGACUAAAACUAGUUGAUGGGCCCGAUCCAGUCGCCCCUGACGUCCUUAUUGUGCCAAGUAGACUGAAACAUUUUUCAAAGGUUGUGGAUGACACUGUUUCCAUAAAUCCAUCUUUCUUAUCGAAAGGCACAUAUGCAACUGUUUCUUUAGAUGAUAGCAAAACAUCUGGAUCGUUUGUAGAAAGGGCUAUAGUUGAUCUAAAUAGAUUAUCCUAAGAGAGGAGAUGUUGUAUUGUAUUAUAUCCCUGAUAUCUCAUUUUAUUGACUA